CCGUGACGGUUGUUUUUGCUAACGCGCGCGUUAUCAUCAACAAAAAUCCAAAAAAAAUCGUGCGCUCGUUAUCUAGAAAAUUUUACACUUUAUUUAUAUUUAUUGAUUUAAAUAGAUUCAGCUGGAUAAGUGAAAAUAACCAAUUUUUUUUCACCUAAAUAAGGAACAUUUCUCAACGAGUCUGGCGCGUGAAACGUAACGCCUGUGCCUCAAGCUAAAUUUGUUCCACGAAUAAAACGAAAAAGAGUAAAAAAUAACAAGAAAAGUGCCUCUGGGAUUUUAUUUACUCGCAAAUAAUUGGAUUAGUGUGGAAUUAUUUCUACUCCAACUGUCUCGUUGUGAUUGGAAGCGGUGAAUUUAGGCAAAUGUUCAGAUGAAGUCUGUGAUAAAUUGAGUGAACGACUGCGGAUCAGGAAGAACUAGAUAAAACUGGAAUUAUCCAUUGAUUCAAUUAUUCUUCUAUCAAAUAAGAAAAUGCUGAUGCCAGGUGCCACGGGACUCAGCGCCGUUGGUGCAGGUCCAACUGGUCCAGAGGAGUUGGUAUCUAGUCUUGGUGCACUUGCUGGUGUAACACCACAGCAGAAGGACACCACCUGGACGAAGUUGUUUGUCGGUGGAUUACCUUAUCACACAACUGAUAAGAGUCUGAGGGAGCAUUUCAAUGUGUACGGGGACAUCGAGGAGGCUGUUGUCAUAACUGACAGACAGACUGGCAAAAGUAGGGGAUAUGGAUUUGUAAUUAUGGGAGACAGACCGGCGGCUGAGCGUGCCUGCAAGGAUCCGAAUCCAAUAAUAGAUGGAAGAAAGGCUAAUGUAAAUCUGGCGAUAUUAGGAGCAAAACCAAGAGGCAAUCUUCAAGCCACUUUUCCAUUCGCAGCUGGAAUUCGAGCUGGAUACCCCACAGUCCUCCCCGGCCAGUAUGGUGUUCCACCUGGUUACAUGUAUCAAUCACCGUACUUAACAGCAGCAGCAGCACCAGGCGGACUUGUGCAAUUACCAACGACGCAAUUGAGUCAUGCAGCGGCUGUUGCAGCGGCAUCACAAUUCUAUGAAUAUCAGAAUGCAGCAGCGGCAGCGGCAGCAGCUGCUGCUGCAGCAGCCACGUAUCCGGGUACGUCAUCCUACAACUUCGCCGAGGCGGCCGCCUAUCCAUACACCAGCGCUGCCGCGGCCGGUACGUCUUUAAAACAGCGCAACGAACGCAGCAGCCGCCAGUUACGUAACACCGUAUACGUACGCAACCCUACCAGGUGCAGGAGCAUUGCAGGGUGCAACGACGACGGGUGGUGCAUUCCCGGGUUUGCCUUACCAAACAACACCCCAGGAAGCGAGACUUCAAUAGAACCCCCUCGAGUCUAAAUUAGUGAGAUAUUAACGAAAGAAGCAUGAGAAAGAAUAAAGUACUAAGGAAUAGUCCCGCAACGAUUCUAUAAAAAUCAUAAAUGAAGAAAGAAAAAAGUUUAAUUGAAUUCACUAGCGAAGCAGUAAAACGGUUCAAGUCGA
Diachasma alloeum is the source of this 1503-nucleotide messenger RNA. RefSeq names its product RNA-binding protein 24-B. The transcript has 6 exons. Lineage: Eukaryota; Metazoa; Arthropoda; Insecta; Hymenoptera; Braconidae. Gene Ontology annotation, molecular function: RNA binding. The record is from RefSeq and is a predicted model, not a curated record. The coding region runs from base 475 to 1359 and encodes 294 amino acids. Gene Ontology annotation, cellular component: cytosol.